This is a messenger RNA of Leopardus geoffroyi (Geoffroy's cat), 2057 nucleotides long. It is a transcript of the gene POU4F1, whose product is annotated as POU class 4 homeobox 1. The record is from RefSeq and is a predicted model, not a curated record. Gene Ontology annotation, molecular function: DNA-binding transcription factor activity, RNA polymerase II-specific; RNA polymerase II cis-regulatory region sequence-specific DNA binding. Gene Ontology annotation, biological process: regulation of transcription by RNA polymerase II. The transcript is spliced from 2 exons. NCBI's taxonomy places the organism in Eukaryota, Metazoa, Chordata, Mammalia, Carnivora, Felidae. Bases 487 to 1752 code for a protein of 421 amino acids.
CAUCACCUGCGCUGUCCUUGCUGGUGGUCACUAUAAGAGCGGCUCCCAAGCGCCUGUCGCGGCCGGGAGAGCGCGCGCGCGCGCGCAGACGCACGGCACCGCGGAGAGAGAGAGCGCGCGCCAGACAGACAGAGACAGCUGAUGCCUGUCAGAGCUGCGGGGCCGGGAGCUCUCGCGAGAGCUCCCCGAACCGGCCGCGAGAAGUGGGGCUCAGGUGUAAGAGGAGUGCAUCCCGUCGGCGCGCGGGGCUAGAGCUGUAGGAGAAGUGGGAUCGCGAGGCCGGUGCGCGGCGCUCUGCACGGUCAAAGGGAGCGCCGGGCGGCAGCGGCGGCAGCAGAGGAGCAGCAGCAGCCCCCGGCGCGGCCGCCGCCUCCGCGCCGCCAGCCGCCGCGGCUGCAGCCUCCGAAGGGAGGCCGGAGGAGCCGGCGUGCGCACUUUCCGGCAGACUUUCGGAGUGUUUGUGGAUUUACAUGCCAAGCCAUCAAGAUGAUGUCUAUGAACAGCAAGCAGCCUCACUUUGCCAUGCAUCCCACCCUCCCUGAGCACAAGUACCCGUCGCUGCACUCCAGCUCUGAGGCCAUCCGGCGGGCCUGCCUACCCACGCCGCCGCUGCAGAGCAACCUCUUCGCCAGCCUAGACGAAACGCUGCUGGCGCGGGCAGAGGCGCUGGCGGCCGUGGACAUCGCCGUGUCCCAGGGCAAGAGCCACCCAUUCAAGCCAGACGCCACGUACCACACGAUGAACAGCGUGCCAUGCACGUCCACGUCCACCGUGCCGCUGGCGCACCACCACCACCACCACCACCACCACCAGGCGCUCGAGCCUGGCGACCUGCUGGACCAUAUUUCGUCGCCCUCGCUCGCGCUCAUGGCCGGCGCGGGUGGUGCGGGCGCGGCGGGCGGCGGCGGCGGCGCCCACGAUGGCCCGGGGGGCGGCGGCGGCCCGGGGGGCGGCGGCGGCCCAGGCGGCGGCGGCCCCGGGGGCGGCGGCGGCGGCGGUGGCCCGGGGGGCGGCGGCGGCGGCCCGGGCGGCGGGCUGCUCGGCGGCUCGGCGCACCCGCAUCCGCACAUGCACGGCCUAGGCCACCUGUCGCACCCGGCGGCGGCGGCCGCCAUGAACAUGCCGUCGGGUCUGCCGCACCCCGGGCUGGUGGCGGCGGCGGCGCACCACGGCGCGGCGGCGGCGGCGGCGGCGGCGGCGGCCGGGCAGGUGGCGGCGGCAUCGGCGGCAGCGGCCGUGGUGGGCGCGGCGGGCCUGGCGUCCAUCUGCGACUCGGACACGGACCCGCGCGAGCUCGAGGCGUUCGCCGAGCGCUUCAAGCAGAGGCGCAUCAAGCUGGGCGUGACGCAGGCCGACGUGGGCUCGGCGCUGGCCAACCUCAAGAUCCCGGGCGUGGGCUCCCUCAGCCAGAGCACCAUCUGCAGGUUCGAGUCGCUCACGCUCUCGCACAACAACAUGAUCGCGCUCAAGCCCAUCCUGCAGGCGUGGCUCGAGGAGGCCGAGGGCGCGCAGCGCGAGAAAAUGAACAAGCCCGAGCUCUUCAACGGCGGCGAGAAGAAGCGCAAGCGGACUUCCAUCGCAGCGCCGGAGAAGCGCUCCCUCGAGGCCUACUUCGCCGUACAACCCCGGCCCUCCUCCGAGAAGAUCGCCGCCAUCGCCGAGAAACUGGACCUCAAAAAGAACGUGGUGCGGGUGUGGUUUUGCAACCAGAGACAGAAGCAGAAGCGGAUGAAAUUCUCCGCCACUUACUGAGGGGGUGGGAGGUGCGGGGCGGGGCAGAGCGGGGAGCUGAAGGGGCUUUUCGGGAGCUUUCUUUGGGCCUGCUUCCCCCUAGACUUGGAGUGUCCGUUAUCCUGCUUGCAUUUGGGGAGUCCCUCCUCGAGCACUCUCUUCUACCCUCUCUGUGCUCCCUCUGCCCCUGAUCUUCCACAGCAAAGAGGACUGGGUGCUGGGUGUGGACACCCAAGAGCCAGGUGGGGGUUAAAAGAGGGACCUUUUGGGUGAGUGGGGAGUUGAGGGGAAGGAAAGAGGAGACUGGAGGAGGGGUUUUGAGGAGC